This is a messenger RNA of Bufo gargarizans (Asiatic toad), 6444 nucleotides long. RefSeq names its product ER membrane protein complex subunit 3. Gene Ontology annotation, biological process: protein folding in endoplasmic reticulum. Gene Ontology annotation, cellular component: membrane; EMC complex. The transcript is spliced from 4 exons. The annotation marks the transcript as partial. The record is from RefSeq and is a predicted model, not a curated record. NCBI's taxonomy places the organism in Eukaryota, Metazoa, Chordata, Amphibia, Anura, Bufonidae.
UGUCUUUCAGCUAAAGUUCCCUUCCCCCUGACGCUUCGCUUCAAGCCCAUGUUACAGCAGGGGAUUGAGCUGCUCUCGUUGGACGCCUCCUGGGUCAGCUCAGCCUCCUGGUACUUUCUCAAUGUGUUUGGCCUGAGGAGCAUCUACUCUCUGAUCCUGGGGCAGGACAAUGCUGCAGACCAGUCACGCGUCAUGCAGGAGCAGAUGACCGGCGCGGCGAUGGCGAUGCCCGCAGACCCCAACAAGGCAUUUAAGACGGAGUGGGAAGCGCUGGAGCUCACCGACCACCAGUGGGCACUGGACGACCUGGAGGAAGAGCUCCUGGGGACAGACCUGAACUUUGAGGGAAUGUUUAAGAGAGAGCUGCAGACCGCCAUGUUCUGACGACAGGACAGAGGAGGAUGAUGGUGGUGGUGGUGGUGUCCUCAUUGGUGCACGGCCUCUCUGGUUACACACAGGACCCUGUAGGUCGGCCAUUCCUCACCUCACUACUGUUUACAAUGUGGGCCCGAUUAACCCUUCGUCUGCUGUGUAACCCUUCACUGUAGUGUCACCCUUCCGAGUAGGUCAUACAUUUGGACCCAGGAGUGUUUGGACUGAGACAGAACGUUCAGAAUGCCACCACCGAAGACAUCAAGAUAUGACUGAAGCGGGGACUUUCAUUUGUGCGUUAACCCUUUAGGAAUUCCAGCCAUUUUACAUAUUGUCCCUGCACAGGAUAAGAUUAAUGAUUCCAAGAUGCAGGAAGCUUGUAGUCAGCGGACAGUGAGGACAUCUCAGAUGCCUCCUUCAUUUGCUGCUUGUGUAAGUCUGGAGGGAGCAGAACGGUCUGCCAGCAGCUUUCUACUGCCCGAUCUGGACACAUACAUGCUUGGCUGAGCGUGCGUGUGUGUGGAUCUGCCAGCAGCUUUCUACUGCCCGAUCUGCACACAUACAUGCUUGGCUGAGCGUGCGUGUGUGUGGAUCUGCCAGCAGCUUUCUACUGCCCGAUCUGGACACAUACAUGCUUGGCUGAGCGUGCGUGUGUGUGGAUCUGCCAGCAGCUUUCUUCUGCCCGAUCUGGACACAUACAUGCUUGGCUGAGCGUGCGUGUGUGUGGAUCUGGUAGCAGCUUUCUUCUGCCCGAUCUGCACACAUACAUGCUUGGCUGAGCGUGCAUGUGUGUGGAUCUGCCAGCAGCUUUCUACUGCCCGAUCUGGACACCUACAUGCUUGGCUGAGCGUGCAUGUGUGUGGAUCUGCCAGCAGCUUUCUACUGCCCGAUCUGGACACCUAUAUGCUUGGCUGAGCGUGCGUGUGUGUGGAUCUGCCAGCAGCUUUCUACUGCCCGAUCUGGACACAUACAUGCUUGGCUGAGCGUGCAUGUGUGUGGAUCUAGUAGCAGCUUUCUACUGCCCGAUCUGCACACAUACAUGCUUGGCUGAGCGUGCGUGUGUGUGGAUCUGGUAGCAGCUUUCUACUGCCCGAUCUGGACACCUAUAUGCUUGGCUGAGCGUGCGUGUGUGUGGAUCUGCCAGCAGCUUUCUACUGCCCGAUCUGGACACAUACAUGCUUGGCUGAGCGUGCGUGUGUGUGGAUCUGGUAGCAGCAUUCUACUGCCCGAACUGGACACAUACAUGCUUGGCUGAGCGUGCAUGUGUGUGGAUCUGCCAGCAGCUUUCUACUGCCCGAUCUGGACACCUAUAUGCUUGGCUGAGCGUGCGUGUGUGUGGAUCUGCCAGCAGCUUUCUACUGCCCGAUCUGGACACAUACAUGCUUGGCUGAGCGUGCAUGUGUGUGGAUCUAGUAGCAGCUUUCUACUGCCUGAUCUGGACACAUACAUGCUUGGCUGAGCGUGCGUGUGUGUGGAUCUGCCAGCAGCUUUCUACUGCCCGAUCUGGACACAUACAUGCUUGGCUGAGCGUGCGUGUGUGUGGAUCUGGUAGCAGCUUUCUACUGCCCGAUCUGGACACAUACAUGCUUGGCUGAGCGUGUGUGUGGAUCUGGUAGCAGCUUUCUACUGCCCGAUCUGGACACCUAUAUGCUUGGCUGAGCGUGCGUGUGUGUGGAUCUGCCAGCAGCUUUCUACUGCCCGAUCUGGACACAUACAUGCUUGGCUGAGCGUGCGUGUGUGUGGAUCUGCCAGCAGCUUUCUACUGCCCGAUCUGGACACAUACAUGCUUGGCUGAGCGUGCAUGUGUGUGGAUCUAGUAGCAGCUUUCUACUGCCUGAUCUGGACACAUACAUGCUUGGCUGAGCGUGCGUGUGUGUGGAUCUGCCAGCAGCUUUCUACUGCCCGAUCUGGACACAUACAUGCUUGGCUGAGCGUGCGUGUGUGUGGAUCUGGUAGCAGCUUUCUUCUGCCUGAUCUGGACACAUACAUGCUUGGCUGAGCGUGCGUGUGUGUGGAUCUAGUAGCAGCUUUCUUCUGCCCGAUCUGGACACCUAUAUGCUUGGCUGAGCGUGCAUGUGUGUGGAUCUAGUAGCAGCUUUCUUCUGCCCGAUCUGGACACAUACAUGCUUGGCUGAGCGUGCGUGUGUGUGGAUCUGGUAGCAGCUUUCUUCUGCCCGAUCUGGACACCUAUAUGCUUGGCUGAGCGUGCGUGUGUGUGGAUCUGCCAGCAGCUUUCUUCUGCCCGAUCUGGACACCUAUAUGCUUGGCUGAGCGUGCGUGUGUGUGGAUCUGCCAGCAGCUUUCUACUGCCCGAUCUGGACACCUAUAUGCUUGGCUGAGCGUGCGUGUGUGUGGAUCUGCCAGCAGCUUUCUUCUGCCCGAUCUGGACACCUAUAUGCUUGGCUGAGCGUGCGUGUGUGUGGAUCUGCCAGCAGCUUUCUACUGCCCGAUCUGGACACAUACAUGCUUGGCUGAGCGUGCAUGUGUGUGGAUCUGGUAGCAGCUUUCUACUGCCUGAUCUGGACACCUAUAUGCUUGGCUGAGCGUGCGUGUGUGUGGAUCUGGUAGCAGCUUUCUACUGCCUGAUCUGGACACAUACAUGCUUGGCUGAGCGUGCGUGUGUGUGGAUCUGGUAGCAGCAUUCUACUGCCCGAUCUGGACACAUACAUGCUUGGCUGAGCGUGCGUGUGUGUGGAUCUGGUAGCAGCUUUAUUCUGCCCGAUCUGGACACAUACAUGCUUGGCUGAGCGUGCAUGUGUGUGGAUCUGGUAGCAGCUUUCUUCUGCCUGAUCUGGACACCUAUAUGCUUGGCUGAGCGUGCGUGUGUGUGGAUCUGCCAGCAGCUUUCUUCUGCCCGAUCUGGACACAUACAUGCUUGGCUGAGCGUGCGUGUGUGUGGAUCUGGCAGCAGCUUUCUACUGCCUGAUCUGGACACAUACAUGCUUGGCUGAGCGUGCAUGUGUGUGGAUCUGGUAGCAGCUUUCUACUGCCUGAUCUGGACACAUACAUGCUUGGCUGAGCGUGCAUGUGUGUGGAUCUGCCAGCAGCUUUCUACUGCCCGAUCUGGACACCUAUAUGCUUGGCUGAGCGUGCGUGUGUGUGGAUCUAGUAGCAGCUUUCUUCUGCCCGAUCUGGACACAUACAUGCUUGGCUGAGCGUGCGUGUGUGUGGAUCUGCCAGCAGCUUUCUACUGCCCGAUCUGGACACAUACAUGCUUGGCUGAGCGUGCGUGUGGAUCUGGCAGCAGCUUUCUACUGCCCGAUCUGGACACAUACAUGCUUGGCUGAGCGUGCGUGUGUGUGGAUCUGCCAGCAGCUUUCUACUGCCCGAUCUGGACACAUACAUGCUUGGCUGAGCGUGCGUGUGUGUGGAUCUGGUAGCAGCUUUCUUCUGCCCGAUCUGGACACCUAUAUGCUUGGCUGAGCGUGCGUAUGUGUGGAUCUGGUAGCGGCUUUCUACUGCCCGAUCUGGACACAUACAUGCUUGGCUGAGCGUGCGUGUGUGUGGAUCUGGCAGCGGCUUUCUUCUGCCCGAUCUGGACACAUACAUGCUUGGCUGAGCGUGCGUGUGGAUCUGGCAGCAGCUUUCUACUGCCCGAUCUGGACACAUACAUGCUUGGCUGAGCGUGCGUGUGGAUCUGGUAGCAGCUUUCUUCUGCCCGAUCUGCACACAUACAUGCUUGGCUGAGCGUGCGUGUGUGUGGAUCUGCCAGCAGCUUUCUUCUGCCCGAUCUGGACACAUACAUGCUUGGCUGAGCGUGCGUGUGUGUGGAUCUAGUAGCAGCUUUCUAGUGCCCGAUCUGGAUACAUACAUGCUUGGCUGAGCGUGCGUGUGUGUGGAUCUGGUAGCAGCUUUCUUCUGCCCGAUCUGCACACAUACAUGCUUGGCUGAGCGUGCGUGUGGAUCUGGCAGCAGCUUUCUUCUGCCCGAUCUGGACACAUACAUGCUUGGCUGAGCGUGCGUGUGGAUCUGGCAGCAGCUUUCUUCUGCCCGAUCUGCACACAUACAUGCUUGGCUGAGCGUGCGUGUGUGUGGAUCUGGUAGCAGCUUUCUUCUGCCCGAUCUGGACACAUACAUGCUUGGCUGAGCGUGCGUGUGUGUGGAUCUGGUAGCAGCUUUCUUCUGCCCGAUCUGGACACAUACAUGCUUGGCUGAGCGUGCGUGUGUGUGGAUCUGGUAGCAGCUUUCUUCUGCCCGAUCUGGACACAUACAUGCUUGGCUGAGCGUGCGUGUGUGUGGAUCUGGCAGCAGCUUUAUUCUGCCCGAUCUGCACACAUACAUGCUUGGCUGAGCGUGCGUGUGUGUGGAUCUGGUAGCAGCUUUCUUCUGCCCGAUCUGGACACAUACAUGCUUGGCUGAGCGUGCGUGUGUGUGGAUCUGGUAGCAGCUUUCUUCUGCCCGAUCUGGACACAUACAUGCUUGGCUGAGCGUGCGUGUGUGUGGAUCUGGCAGCAGCUUUAUUCUGCCCGAUCUGCACACAUACAUGCUUGGCUGAGCGUGCGUGUGUGUGGAUCUGGCAGCAGCUUUAUUCUGCCCGAUCUGCACACAUACAUGCUUGGCUGAGCGUGCGUGUGUGUGGAUCUGGUAGCAGCUUUCUUCUGCCCGAUCUGGACACAUACAUGCUUGGCUGAGCGUGCGUGUGUGUGGAUCUGGCAGCAGCUUUAUUCUGCCCGAUCUGGACACAUACAUGCUUGGCUGAGCGUGCGUGUGUGUGGAUCUGGCAGCAGCUUUAUUCUGCCCGAUCUGCACACAUACAUGCUUGGCUGAGCGUGCGUGUGUGUGGAUCUGGUAGCAGCUUUCUUCUGCCCGAUCUGGACACAUACAUGCUUGGCUGAGCGUGCGUGUGUGUGGAUCUGGUAGCAGCUUUCUUCUGCCCGAUCUGGACACAUACAUGCUUGGCUGAGCGUGCGUGUGUGUGGAUCUGGCAGCAGCUUUAUUCUGCCCGAUCUGCACACAUACAUGCUUGGCUGAGCGUGCGUGUGUGUGGAUCUGGUAGCAGCUUUCUUCUGCCUGAUCUGCACACAUACAUGCUUGGCUGAGCGUGCGUGUGUGUGGAUCUAGUAGCAGCUUUCUUCUGCCUGAUCUGGACACAUACAUGCUUGGCUGAGCGUGCGUGUGUGUGGAUCUGGUAGCAGCUUUCUACUGCCCGAUCUGGACACAUACAUGCUUGGCUGAGCGUGCGUGUGUGUGGAUCUGGUAGCAGCUUUCUUCUGCCCGAUCUGGAUACAUACAUGCUUGGCUGAGCGUGCGUGUGUGUGGAUCUGGCAGCAGCUUUAUUCUGCCCGAUCUGGACACAUACAUGCUUGGCUGAGCGUGCGUGUGUGUGGAUCUGGUAGCAGCUUUCUUCUGCCCGAUCUGGACACAUACAUGCUUGGCUGAGCGUGCAUGUUUAUUGGGGAUAUGAGAGUGUGCAGGUUGGCAGACCCUAUUGAUAGUUUGUAUCUACAGAGAAAGCUCUGAAUUUACAUGGGCAAAGGCUUUGGAUUGUAGUUGGUGACAUCCCGACCUCUCCGUGGCUUGGGGAGAUGAUUCCAAGGACAGAAGCCUGCAGUCCGCUCCUCUGUGACCUCUAGUAUUGCGGAGCCUCCUUAUCUUGUACCCGAUUUGGCUUCAAAAGUUUCUGUGGUCUCUUGGGAGGUUUACACUUUCCAGUUGACUUGCAUUGACUUGUCUGUGGCCUGCUUAUUGAGAGCUCUGGACCCGUCAUCUGCUUGUCAUGGGGUAAGUGGAUGAUGUGAAAAAUUGCAGGAAAUCCUAAACGGUUGUUGUGAGAUCUUCUUUAGAAGCCCUUGAAUUGAAGCUGAAAGUCUCCACUGAUCGCAUCCAGGGCCUCGCAUCCUGCGUCCCUGUCCACAUCCCCAGCCUUGGCUGGGGCCACGUCCAUUGCUGGUUUGUAACUCUGCCUCUGGCUGCUGACCGUGCUUUUAGUCCCAUGUACCCGGGUGGUGGCGCGGACGUCCGGUCAACGUGUCGCCCUCUGUAGUCUCUUGCUGGUGCUCGUCGUCCGAUGUUUAUCUCGUUUUUGUUACAUUAUUUAUUUCUUUAACCUUAUUAAAUGUUUUAUAAUUAGCA